Messenger RNA from Neurospora hispaniola, 603 nucleotides. RefSeq lists its product as uncharacterized. NCBI's taxonomy places the organism in Eukaryota, Fungi, Ascomycota, Sordariomycetes, Sordariales, Sordariaceae. The record is from RefSeq and is a predicted model, not a curated record. The transcript has 2 exons. The coding region runs from base 1 to 603 and encodes 200 amino acids.
AUGACGAGGUUAGUUUGGAAAGAAGAGGCGGACGAUGAGAUGCAGCUCGAAUAUGCCGAUGCCGUCAAGGCCUUCCAAGCCAAGGUCCAUGAGUUCGGGUACCAAAUUGGAGCCGCGAGUGAUCGUACCGAAGCCUGGCGUCGCUACUUUGUCCUCAGCCUCAAGAGCCUUGCCAGAGACCUACCACCCAAUGAGCUUGACGCCGUGCAAGCAGCUGUCAAGGAGCUUGAACGUAAGGACAUGGAACUCGCAGCCAAGGCCGACGAAGAACGUGUCGACACUCCAACAAGUUCCGACAAGAAUGGUAAUGGCGAGCGACCUCGUGCCAAAGCCAAGAACAAGACCGUCUACAAGCCCGUAAACACUCCAUAUCGACACCGUCGGCCCCUACAGUAUAUCCGAUUCCAGAUUGCCGGCCAGUCUGGUAACAACACUAGCUCUUCUCCUGUCUAUCUGGACGCCUGUGGCCCUGCGACCGUCGCGGUUCUGGUCCAGAAGAAGGACGUGUUCGAUAUAUGUACUGUAGCCAACCCGAACAAGACCAAUAAGAAGAGAAAGGUAGCGAAGGAAGAACAAGAAGAAGAGGCACAGGUGGGGUACUAG